UGCACCGGCCCAGCGGCGGUGGCGAGGAUCUGCAGCGGAUUUGGGGUUUCCCUCCCCCUUCCCGGCGUCUGGCCUGGUCUUCCCUGCUCCGCGCUCCUCCUUCCCGGGAAGCGAAUGGCUGAUGCGCCGCGGACCUAAUGAAUGAUGCAACGGGCUUCGCGUCGGGAUUCGGUUGCAGGAGCUGAAUUUUGAAUGAAGGAGAAGAGCUGUUGAUCCCCCCCUCUCCCCUUCCCCGAAAGAAGUGUUGACUCGUUGGCUCGUUGUACUUUUAAUUAUUAUUUUAUUUAAAUCUACGACUUAAUUGUAUUCUUUAAAAAAAUAUAUCAGAUAUAUAUUUUAUGGUAACCACCCCCCCACCUAUAUGUCCAUGCGCGGAGUUGAAGACGCGGCAGUCAAGUGAGGGCAGCGGCGUGUUGGAUGUUCGGUUCGGCACCGGCGCUGCGCGACAGUGGCUGGAAUCACCAGCGGUUUGUUUUUUUAAAAAACCGCAGCUUUUAACACUUGGGCUCAAAGCAUCCCCGGAGGAGUCGCCCACCAGUCGGAGGACAGCCGGCGGGACCCCAAGCCACCAACCAUGUCCGGGGAAGUGCGCUUGCGGCAGCUGGAGCAGUUGAUCCUGGACGGGCCGGCGCGGACCAACGGGCAGUGCUUCAGCGUGGAGACCCUGCUGGACAUUCUCAUCUGCCUGUACGACGAAUGCAACAACUCUCCGCUGAGAAGGGAGAAGAACAUUCUGGAAUACCUAGAAUGGGCUAAACCAUUUACUUCUAAAGUGAAACAGAUGCGAUUACAUAGAGAAGACUUUGAAAUAUUAAAGGUGAUUGGUCGAGGAGCUUUUGGAGAGGUUGCUGUAGUGAAACUAAAAAAUGCAGAUAAGGUAUUUGCCAUGAAAAUACUGAAUAAAUGGGAAAUGCUGAAAAGAGCAGAGUAUCUAGUUAUGGAUUAUUAUGUUGGUGGGGAUUUGCUUACUCUGCUCAGCAAAUUUGAAGAUAGAUUGCCUGAAGACAUGGCUCGAUUUUACUUGGCUGAGAUGGUGAUAGCAAUUGAUUCCGUUCAUCAGCUGCAUUAUGUACACAGAGACAUCAAACCUGAUAAUAUAUUGAUGGAUAUGAAUGGACAUAUUCGGUUAGCAGAUUUUGGCUCUUGUCUGAAACUGAUGGAAGAUGGAACGGUUCAGUCCUCAGUGGCUGUUGGGACUCCAGAUUAUAUCUCUCCUGAAAUCCUGCAAGCCAUGGAAGAUGGAAAAGGCAGAUACGGGCCCGAGUGUGACUGGUGGUCGUUGGGAGUCUGUAUGUAUGAAAUGCUUUACGGAGAAACACCGUUUUAUGCAGAGUCUCUGGUGGAGACAUAUGGAAAAAUCAUGAAUCACAAAGAGAGGUUUCAGUUUCCGCCUCAGCUGACAGAUGUGUCUGAAAAUGCCAAGGAUCUUAUUCGCAGGCUCAUCUGUAGCAGAGAACAUCGACUUGGUCAAAACGGAAUAGAAGAUUUUAAGAAACACCCAUUUUUCAGUGGAAUUGAUUGGGAUAAUAUUCAAAACUGUGAAGCACCUUAUAUUCCAGAAGUCAGUAGCCCAACAGACACAUCGAACUUCGACGUGGAUGAUGACUGUUUAAAGAAUUCGGAAACGAUGCCCCCACCAACACAUACUGCGUUUUCUGGCCACCAUCUGCCAUUUGUUGGUUUUACCUAUACUAGUAGCUGUGUUCUUUCUGAUCGGAGCUGUUUAAGAGUGACAGCUGCUCCCACUUCUCUGGAUCUUGAUGCUAACGUUCAGAGGACUCUAGACAACAACUUAGCCACCGAAGCUUAUGAGAGAAGGAUUAAACGCCUUGAACAGGAAAAGCUUGAACUUAGUAGAAAGCUUCAAGAGUCAACACAGACUGUCCAAGCUCUGCAGUAUUCAACUGUUGAUGGUCCACUAACAGCAAGCAAAGAUUUAGAAAUAAAAAGUUUAAAAGAAGAAAUUGAAAAACUAAGGAAACAAGUAAGAGAAUCCAGUCAGUUGGAACAACAACUUGAAGAAGCUAAUUCAGUGAGGCGAGAACUAGACGAUGCUUUUAGACAAAUCAAGGCUAAUGAAAAACAAAUCAAAACAUUACAACAAGAAAGAGAAGAAUUAAAUAAGGAACUAGUCCAGGCUAGUGAGCGAUUAAAAAACCAAUCCAAAGAGCUGAAAGACGCACACUGUCAGAGGAAACUGGCCAUGCAGGAAUUCAUGGAGAUCAAUGAGCGGCUAACAGAAUUGCACACCCAGAAACAGAAACUUGCUCGCCAUGUCCGAGAUAAGGAAGAAGAGGUGGACCUGGUGAUGCAAAAAGUUGAAAGCUUAAGGCAAGAACUGCGCAGAACAGAAAGAGCCAAAAAAGAGCUGGAAGUUCAUACAGAAGCUGUAGCUGCCGAAGCGUCUAAAGACAGGAAGCUGCGUGAACAGAGCGAACACUAUUCUAAGCAGCUGGAAAACGAACUGGAGGGACUGAAGCAAAAACAAAUUAGUUACUCACCAGGAGUGUAUAGCAUAGAACAUCAGCAAGAGAUAACGAAACUAAAGACAGAUUUGGAAAAGAAAAGUAUAUUUUAUGAAGAAGAAUUAUCCAAAAGAGAAGGAAUACAUGCAAAUGAAAUUAAAAAUCUAAAGAAAGAAUUACAUGACUCAGAAGGCCAGCAACUUGCUCUGAACAAAGAAAUUAUGAUUUUGAAAGACAAAUUGGAAAAAAACAGGAGAGAAAGUCAAAGUGAAAGGGAAGAAUUUGAAAAUGAGUUCAAACAACAGUAUGAACGAGAAAAGGUGUUACUAACUGAAGAAAAUAAAAAACUGACAAGUGAACUUGAUAAGCUCACCACUCUGUAUGAGAACCUAAGUGUACGCAACCGGCAGCUAGAAGAAGAAGUAAAAGACCUAGCAGACAAGAAGGAAUCGGUGGCGCAUUGGGAAGCCCAAAUCACAGAGAUCAUUCAGUGGGUCAGUGAUGAGAAGGACGCACGAGGAUACCUUCAGGCCUUAGCUUCGAAAAUGACUGAGGAGUUGGAGGCAUUAAGAAACUCCAGCUUGGGCACACGAGCAACAGAUAUGCCCUGGAAAAUGCGUCGUUUUGCGAAACUGGAUAUGUCAGCUAGACUGGAGUUACAGUCAGCUCUGGACGCAGAAAUAAGAGCCAAACAAGCCAUCCAAGAAGAGCUAAAUAAAGUUAAAGCAUCUAACAUCAUAACAGAAUGUAAACUAAAAGAUUCAGAGAAGAAGAACUUGGAACUGCUAUCAGAAAUCGAGCAGCUGAUCAAGGACACCGAAGAGCUUAGAUCUGAAAAGGGUGUAGAGCACCGAGACUCACAGCACUCUUUCUUGGCAUUUUUGAAUACGCCUACCGAUGCUCUGGACCAAUUUGAAACUGUAGACAGUUCUCCACUUCCUGUUCACACACCGACCUUAAAGAAAAAGGCAUGCUCUGGUUCAACUGGCUUUCCGUCUAAGCGCAAGACUCAUCAGUUUUUUGUCAAAUCUUUUACUGCUCCCACCAAGUGUCACCAGUGCACCUCUUUGAUGGUGGGCCUGAUCCGACAGGGCUGCUCCUGUGAAGUGUGUGGAUUCUCGUGUCAUAUAACUUGCGUAAACAAAGCUCCCACCGCGUGUCCAGUUCCUCCUGAACAGACUAAAGGUCCCCUGGGGAUAGAUCCUCAGAAAGGGAUAGGAACAGCCUAUGAAGGCCAUGUCAGGAUCCCUAAGCCAGCUGGUGUGAAGAAAGGAUGGCAAAGAGCAUUGGCUGUAGUUUGUGACUUCAAACUCUUCCUGUACGAUGUUGCCGAGGGAAAGGCAUCGCAGCCCAGCGUUGUAGUCAGCCAAGUGAUUGACAUGAGGGAUGAAGAAUUUUCUGUGAGUUCAGUCUUGGCUUCUGAUGUUAUUCAUGCAAGUCGAAAAGAUAUACCCUGUAUAUUUAGAGUCACAAUGUCCCAGCUCUCAGCACCUAAUAACAAAUGCUCAAUCCUGAUGCUGGCAGAUAGUGAGAAUGAGAAGAGCAAGUGGGUGGGAGUGCUGAGUGAAUUACAGAAAAUUUUGAAGAAAAACAAAUUCAGAGACCGCUCCGUGUAUGUUCCCAAAGAGGCUUAUGACAGCACGCUGCCCCUCAUCAAAACGACCCAGGCCGCUGCAAUCAUAGAUCAUGAAAGGAUAGCUUUGGGAAAUGAAGAAGGUUUAUUUGUUGUGCAUGUCACCAAAGAUGAAAUUAUCCGAGUUGGUGACAAUAAGAAGAUUCAUCAGAUUGAACUCAUUCCAAAUGAUCAGCUCGUUGCUGUGAUCUCAGGACGAAACCGUCAUGUACGACUUUUUCCUAUGUCAGCUUUGGACGGACGAGAGACUGAGUUUUACAAGCUGGCGGAAACUAAAGGGUGUCAGACCAUAACUUCUGGGAAACUGCGUCAUGGCACUCUCACCUGCCUGUGUGUGGCGAUGAAAAGGCAGGUCCUCUGUUACGAACUAUUUCAGAGCAAGACCCGUCACAGAAAAUUUAAGGAAAUCCAAGUCCCGGGUAACGUCCAGUGGAUGGCAGUCUUCAGUGAGCACCUCUGUGUGGGAUUCCAGUCGGGAUUUCAGAGGUACCCCUUGAAUGGAGAAGGAACUCCGUGCAGUAUGCUCCAUUCCAAUGACCACACGCUGGCCUUUGUCACGCACCAGCCCCUGGACGCCAUCUGCGCCGUGGAGAUCUCCAGCAAAGAAUUCCUACUGUGUUUUAGCAGCAUCGGGCUCUACACCGACUGCCAGGGCCGCAGGUCGAGGCAGCAGGAGCUGACGUGGCCCGCUAACCCUUCCUCCUGUUGCUACAAUGCCCCCUACCUGUCCGUGUACAGUGAAAACGCGGUGGACGUCUUCGAUGUGAACUCCAUGGAGUGGAUUCAGACGCUCCCGCUCAAAAAGGUUCGACCCUUAAACAGUGAAGGAUCAUUAAAUCUUUUAGGCUUGGAGACGAUUAGAUUAAUUUAUUUCAAAAAUAAGAUGGCAGAAGGGGAUGAACUGGUAGUUCCUGAAACCACAGACAACAGUCGAAAACAAAUGGUUAGAAAUAUUAACAACAAGCGGCGUUACUCCUUCAGGGUCCCGGAAGAGGAAAGGAUGCAACAGAGGAGAGAGAUGCUACGAGAUCCUGAAAUGAGAAAUAAAUUAAUUUCUAACCCAACUAAUUUUAACCACAUAGCACACAUGGGUCCAGGAGAUGGAAUACAGAUCCUAAAAGACCUGCCCAUGAACCCUCGGCCUCAGGAAAGCCGGACCGUGUUCAGCGGCUCAGUCAGUAUUCCCUCCAUCACCAGGUCCUCCGCCCAGAACGGCAGCGCCCUGAAGAGAGAGUUCUCGGGCGGAAGCUACAGCGCCCAGCGCCAGCCUCUGCCGUCGCCCUCCGAGGGCUCCCUGUCGUCGGGAGGCAUGGACCAAGGCAGCGACGCCCCGGCCAGGGACUAUGACGGGGAGGACUCCGACUCCCCGAGGCAUUCCACGGCGUCCAACAGCUCCAACCUGAGCAGCCCGCCCAGCCCCGCGUCGCCGCGCAAGACCCAGAGCCUCUCCCUGGAGAGUACUGACCGCGGGGCCUGGGACCCGUGACCUGCUUGGCCCAGAGCAGACAGCUGCUUCUCUCUUAGG
This is a messenger RNA of Myotis davidii, 5623 nucleotides long. RefSeq names its product CDC42 binding protein kinase alpha (gene CDC42BPA). Gene Ontology annotation, biological process: actomyosin structure organization; peptidyl-threonine phosphorylation. Gene Ontology annotation, molecular function: ATP binding; protein serine/threonine kinase activity. NCBI's taxonomy places the organism in Eukaryota, Metazoa, Chordata, Mammalia, Chiroptera, Vespertilionidae. The transcript has 35 exons. The record is from RefSeq and is a predicted model, not a curated record. Gene Ontology annotation, cellular component: cytoskeleton; actomyosin; cytoplasm. The coding region runs from base 575 to 5584 and encodes 1669 amino acids.